AUGAAGUCGACCGUGGCAGGCAGCUCCGAGCAUGACGGCGCCGUGCGCGAGACGGCGUCGGACGCGUCGCUAUGCAAACUCUCGGCCUCUCAUCUAGGCUACUACACGGACCCUUUCGUCCAGUUCUUCGUCAAGGCGCCGUCGCGCCGCAUGCCCAUCAUCAACCGCGGAUACUACGCGCGUGUGGCAGCAGUCGAGUCGCUUGUGCGCAAGUUCCUGGGCGCUGGACAGCACAAGAAGCAGGUGGUGAUAUUAGGCGCAGGACUAGACACCAUGUUCUUCCGCUUAAAGAACAGCGAAAUGCUCUCUAACUGCGAGUACUUCGAGCUGGACUUCCCAGAGGUUACCAUGCAGAAGGUGAGCACCAUCAAGCGACGCAAGCCUCUUAACGGACUGCUGGGGCUUGAAUCGCCCAAAGACUUAAUGGCUGCAGUAUCUUCAGGGUACACAGAGCUGAAUGUACCCGGCUAUCACUUAUUACCCUGUGAUUUGAGGGACCUACACGCUACCACAGCCAAGAUGGAGGCAGCGGGUAUCGAUCGCAGCGUCCCGACACUGUUCGUGUCGGAGUGUGUACUCAUCUACAUGGAAGCCAAGUUCUCCACACAGCUGGUGGCUUGGGCUGCUUCAUACUUUGACGAUAUAAGCUUCACGUUGUACGAGCAGAUCUUACCAGACGACGCAUUCGGGAAGGUCAUGAUGGCGAACAUCAAGGCGCGCGGAUGCGAUCUGCUGAGUAUCCACGACUUUCCGACAGUUGAGGCGCAAAUCGCGCGGUUUACCGAGCACAAGUACGAGGUGGCUCAAUGCUGGGAUAUGAACAAGAUCUACUACCACUACCUGGAUCCGGCUGAACGCGCUAAACGUGAGAAGCUCGAGAUCUUCGAUGAACUGGAGGAGUUUCAUUUGUUGCAGGCGCACUACUGCGUUGUUGUAGCUAGCAAGAAGGCUUCAACUGUUAGUGCACACGCCUUGUCGCUGGGUGGAGCUCAAGCAUAAAGCCUCGUGUGAAGACUAUCUAAAGCAAAUCUAACCUAUACGUACUCGCUCUGCACAUGUGGAAAUGGAAAGCUGAAUCAAAUAAACAACCGCAAAACGGAUAAAAGCGGAUAGAAUUGCUGUGGCUA
Messenger RNA from Phytophthora infestans T30-4, 1127 nucleotides. RefSeq names its product leucine carboxyl methyltransferase, putative. The transcript is spliced from 2 exons. Gene Ontology annotation, molecular function: methyltransferase activity. Gene Ontology annotation, biological process: methylation. Lineage: Eukaryota; Oomycota; Peronosporomycetes; Peronosporales; Peronosporaceae. Bases 1 to 999 code for a protein of 332 amino acids. The record is from RefSeq and is a predicted model, not a curated record.